CCCCUGCCGAGUCCCAAAACCCUAGCCCCUUUUUUCUCCCUCUAAAAGCACAAUUUGCUCGUUUAGCAGUCGCGCGGAGCAGCAGCAGCAGCAGCAGCAGCCAUGGGUAUCGAUUUGGUCGCCGGUGGCAAGGUCAAGAAAUCCAAGCGAAUCGCCCCCAAAUCAGAUGAUAUUUACCUCAAGCUACUCGUCAAGCUGUACCGGUUUCUUGUGCGGAGGACAGGGAGCAAGUUCAAUGCGGUGAUACUGAAGAGGCUCUUCAUGAGCAAGGUCAACAAGCCGCCUCUAUCUCUCUCCAGAUUGAGUCGUUACAUGAAGGCCAAGGAGGGUAAGAUUGCCGUGGUUGUUGGGACUGUGACUGAUGACACUCGGGUGUACGAAGUUCCCUCGCUGAAAGUGACUGCCCUGAGGUUCACGGAGACUGCGAGGGCUAGGAUUGAAAAGGCGGGUGGAGAAUGCUUGACAUUUGACCAGCUGGCUCUCAGAGCCCCUCUUGGGCAGAACACGGUUCUCCUUAGAGGUCCUAAGAAUUCUCGUGAAGCUGUGAAGCACUUUGGGCCAGCUCCUGGUGUGCCACACAGCCACACAAAACCCUAUGUACGUUCAAAAGGAAGGAAAUUUGAGAAGGCUAGAGGAAGAAGGAACAGCAGGGGCUUCAGAAAUUGAGUUGCUGAACUCAUGCAAUUAUGGUUCCCAUUUCAUGUCUUUUUUUCUCAUCCUUUCCAAGGAACACAUGUUAUCUUUAGCGGGUUUUCUUUUGCAUUUCCCCUUUUCCGAUAUGGAUAUAUUUUCCUUGUAGAAUUGAAAUCUGCUGCUGGAUGUUCGAAGGUAUUUUUGGGUGCUUUUUAAGUGUAGUGGUGCCAAAACAUGAUUUUGAAUAGUUUUAAGCUGAUAUUAGUAUGUUCUAAAUUAUCUUGAGUCAUGCAAAUCAAUGCUUUGAAAUUGACAGUGUC
Messenger RNA from Corylus avellana, 953 nucleotides. RefSeq names its product large ribosomal subunit protein eL18y. NCBI's taxonomy places the organism in Eukaryota, Viridiplantae, Streptophyta, Magnoliopsida, Fagales, Betulaceae. Gene Ontology annotation, cellular component: cytosolic large ribosomal subunit; ribosome. Gene Ontology annotation, molecular function: structural constituent of ribosome; RNA binding. The record is from RefSeq and is a predicted model, not a curated record. Gene Ontology annotation, biological process: translation.